GGAGUGGGAAAAUAUUUCCAUGGUGAGUGAAAGACUGCACAGAGACGGCAGAGAGGUGGAACUGAGGUUCCCCAUUCUCUGGCAAAAAUGAAGGCACUCACACUUCUCUCCCUGCUCGGCUGCCUGAUCACGGCAAACGAAGCAAAAAUCUUUAGCCGAUGUGAACUAGCCUAUACGCUGCAUGAAGAAGGGCUGGACGGGUACGAGGGUUACAGCCUCGCCAACUGGAUCUGCAUGGCAUUCUUUGAGAGCGGCUUCAAUUCGGCAGCAGAGGACGACAAUGCAGAUGGCAGCACGGACUAUGGCAUCUUCCAGAUCAACAGCCGUGUCUGGUGCAACAACUACCGGAGCCCCACUGAGAACCUCUGUCACAUACCCUGCACUGACUUGCUGUCAAAUGACAUAACAGAUGACAUCGUCUGUGCCAAAAGAAUUGUGCGAGACCCACAAGGAAUGGAUGCCUGGGAGGACUGGACAAUGCACUGCAAAGGGCGAGACCUGUCUGAGUGGGUGGAUGGAUGUGACCUGUGAGAAAGUCACCAGCCUGGCUCUGCUAUGACUUCUCAGGGUUUUCCUGAAAAGGGAAUGUUUCUGUCUCUCCCUGUGCACUUCUGGCAGAUAGCACAUACAAACAAUCCAUUCCACAAACCAACAGGAAAAACACAAAACAACAAAUACUAAUUUAAAGUAUAACUUUCAAAAAAAAAUAAAUGGAUUUAUUAAUUUAAAAGAAAUCAGCUUAG
This is a messenger RNA of Chelonia mydas (Green sea turtle), 743 nucleotides long. RefSeq names its product sperm acrosome membrane-associated protein 3. Gene Ontology annotation, molecular function: lysozyme activity. The record is from RefSeq and is a predicted model, not a curated record. NCBI's taxonomy places the organism in Eukaryota, Metazoa, Chordata, Testudines, Cheloniidae. Gene Ontology annotation, cellular component: acrosomal vesicle; sperm flagellum. The transcript has 5 exons. Bases 88 to 531 code for a protein of 147 amino acids. Gene Ontology annotation, biological process: fusion of sperm to egg plasma membrane involved in single fertilization.